Molecule: messenger RNA, 3863 nt
Organism: Sinocyclocheilus anshuiensis
Lineage: Eukaryota; Metazoa; Chordata; Actinopteri; Cypriniformes; Cyprinidae
Product: mucolipin-1-like
Exons: 14
Coding region: 411-1988 (525 amino acids)
Cellular component (GO): plasma membrane; lysosomal membrane
Molecular function (GO): NAADP-sensitive calcium-release channel activity
Source: RefSeq, a predicted model, not a curated record
GUGUUCUAGCAUUCUAGUGAUCAUCUGAUUUAUUUCAAAGUAGAAUUGAGAAUACAUCCACAAAGAACUCCCUUUUCCACUAUCACAUAUCACUUAAUGUGAAUAAUACACAACAAGCUCUGUUUACAGUAUCCACACACACGCCAACACCAUGAAAGUUUUAUGGCACACCUCAGUCCGCAGCGUCAGAGUUUGUCACAUGAUGUUGUCUGGCCACAUGAUCUCAUCGGAAGUUGCCUGUGCUGCUCGCGAGUGGACGCUUGUAAACAUGCGGUAACCGGAGAGGAACCCUUCAAUCAACCACUGAGGGGCAAAACAAGCCUGUUGAACAGAUUCGGGUCCUGUUGUACUGUGAAUUAAACUGGGAUUUUAAUGCCGACGGCCUCUACGCGGGAUUUUAAAUCGCUGACAUGGCCGAGGUGGACGCGAAUAAAGUCAAUCAUGUUUCCUCCGAAGAGGAUAGGCUACUGUUUCCGGUGACAGGCUAUGGUUUGAAUGACUGCAGGGAUGAGUAUAGCAGCCCAAGGCCGUUCCCAGUUGCAGGUGGCUGGAUAGGUGCUGACCAAGAAGAGGAAGCAUUGCGCAGGAAGUUAAAAUAUUUCUUCAUGAGUCCCUGUGAAAAGUACCAAGCCAAAGGCCGAAAACCUUUUAAACUGGUUUUGCAAAUACUGAAGAUUCUUAUAGUAACUAUACAGUACCUGGCUUUGCCGGAGACGACAGUGGGCCGUUAUGCGUAUGUGUACAAUGUCGGUGUGAACGGAAGUGCGCUGUCUCUGUGUCAGCAGUAUUAUAAAAAAGGCAGGAUCGACCCAGCUAACGACACCUUCAACAUCGAUCCGCAUGUGGUCACAGACUGUAUCGGAGUGAACCCAUUGUCCGCUCCCACACCAGGUCUGGGCCUUGAUUACAGGAACUUCACCCUCAAGUUUCACAAGCUCAUUAAUGUCACCAUACAGUUCCAGUUGAAGGCUAUAAAUCUUCAGACCAUCAUCCACAAUGAAAUUCCUGACUGUUACACUUUCUUCAUUACGAUUCUGCUGGAUAACAAGGCCCACAGUGGUAAAGUUAAGAUCAAUCUUGAUAAUCAGGCCUCCAUUAAGGAGUGUAAAGACCCAAGUGUGUCUGGACACGCUGAUAGUUAUGCUCGUGUGUGGUUUGACGGGGCCGUUUUAUUGGUGUGUGCUUUCUCUCUGCUCCUCUGUGGUCGCUCUAUAAUCAAAGGAAUAAUUCUUCAAAAUGAGUUUGUGAAGUACUUUAAGACCUCUCUGAAGCGUGAUGUUUGUUGGGGAGACAGAAUGGAGUUUAUUAACGGAUGGUAUAUUCUGCUCAUCAUUAGCGAUGUGCUAACUAUCACAGGCUCCUUCAUCAAGAUCGGCAUUGAGCUAAAGAACCUCUCAUCCUACGAUGAGUGUGGGAUCCUCUUGGGCACCUCAACAUUAUUGGUUUGGGUUGGAGUUAUUCGCUACCUCACCUUUUUUCAGAAGUACAAUAUUCUCAUUGUCACUUUACGAGCUGCAUUCCCUAAUGUGAUCCGUUUCUGUUGCUGUGUGGCAGUGAUCUAUCUCGGUUAUUGCUUCUGUGGGUGGAUUGUGCUGGGACCCUACCAUGUUAAGUUCCGCUCUCUCUCACUGGUGUCUGAGUGUCUUUUCUCUCUGAUCAAUGGAGAUGACAUGUUUGUGACCUUCAGCGGCAUGCAAGAGAGCAGCAUGCUUGUCUGGGUCUUCAGUCAGGUUUACCUUUACACGUUCAUCUCUCUGUUCAUUUACAUGGUGCUCUCUCUCUUUAUCGCUCUUAUCACUGGAGCUUAUGAGACCAUCAAGCAUCAAACUCAGGAGCCUGUCCAUAUCACUGACCUGCACGCGUUCAUCGCUGAGUGCACUGACACGGCCAGCUCUGGAAAGUUCCGCGGGAUCGAGACCUCGCCGUGCUCUGUCUUCUGCUGCUGUGACAGAACCACCACAUAUGAGGAUGUGCACCUCGUCAACUAGUACAAUCAUGGGACUUGAUGCCUGAAGAUCCCUCUGCUGGUCACCUUGCAGUACUGCAGCCGGAAGGAAGCCAGUGGCAAUGUGAGGAAAACUCCAGACAAAAUACCCAAGAAGUCACAGUCGCUUCACUUUGGACCUUAAAUGGAGAAGAGCGUAUAUGAUGUUUAAAGAAGAAUUGCUCCAGUCUGUGAAAAUUUAAGUUUUACCUCAAAUUGAUUUUAGUUUUAACUUUUAUCUGGAGGUUGCUAAAGGCAGCUCAGUACUGUCUCUGUGUCUGUACUGAUAAAAACACUAAGAAGGUUUGAAUCGAGACCCUAUUAGACGGAUUACAAACUGCACACGUGCAGGCGAUAUGUACAAUAAUCAUUCCCUGAAUGUUGAUCCCACAUGUUCGUUCAGUGCACGUGCUGUGGUGUGCAAGUGGGUCAUCUGUGGCCAAUACUGGGAGACAUAGUGGUCAGUGAUUCUAUUGCUGUUCGUUCUGUUGGAUAGUUUUUUAUGUCUUUGAGUAACUUCUAGUCAUGUGUAACGUCUGCACCAGAAGAAGACUGAACUGGCAGGCCUAAGCGUUUAGCAGAUGUAGACUUCUGCUGCAAAAAAAGAUGAGGAGACCAUGUGAUUAAACAUUAAAUAUAAGUUGUCUGUUAUUCAGCACUUAGAGCAGAAACAGCAAUCCCCGGUGUCUUAAUAUCAUCUCCACUUAUCCAUAACAAAAAUACAUGCUCUGCUAGUAUGAAUUCACACCCAGAAUGCCUCAGAAACUUAGCCUUAACACUUCCUGAUGUGUAGAGCUGGCUGUAAUUUUGGAAUGUAAUACCUCAUUGUUGAAGAGGAUGACUUUCAGUUGCUUUUUGUAUUUUUCUGAACUUUUGGAACACAAGUUCACCGGUAAUCAUACCUCCAUAAUUUGAUUCCAUACUGAUUUAUUGUUUAAUCUGUAUCAAAUGACUCGCUUUGCAUACCAUAAGUGAAAUCUUAUUUUAUAAAUUAUAUUGGACGGCCUUAACCUUGAUGAUCUAGUGUUUUAUAGAAAAUACAGCCAGCCUUCAUCAGCUUUGUUUUAAAACUGAGGCCUUCAAGAACACUAUUGUAAGAUUACUGGUGAGGGCACAGUGUUCUGUUACCAUGGGGACAUAUUAGAACAAUAGAACUCAUCAAAAAUGCUUGACCCAUGCAUGAAUCUCACUCUCACAGAGGACUAACAAGCCUAAUUAGAUCUUCUCCAUUAUACUUGACUGAUAAGAGAAGGAUGUAUAAAUAUUUAAAUUCUGGGGCCUGUGCAAGCCAUUAAUUCAAAUACACAAUAAGUGGGACCAAUCAUAUUAUUUUGAUGUCAGUGAACUGCUUUUUGGUCAUAUUACAUGAUUAGAUUUUCCUUUUAAUACUUCUGUAUUAUUUUAAUGUGUAAUUCAAUCGUGUUGUAGUGUAAUGUUUUAUUUAUGUUGUGUUGCCUUUCUGCUUCAAAUGAAUUUAAAGCGCACAAUCUGCAAACACACCACACUUUCUGUUACUAUCAUGUGAAGCUACACGGGGAUGUUGUUCAGAAAUCACAUCAUAUGUUGUCAGAUGUGUACCUGGAAUAUUUCAUAUUUCAUUUUAGCCUGAUAAUUGUGUCUUUUUAAAUGUUUUGUGAUGGACAACUUGUGCAAAUACUUUGCUGACCAAGGCAACACAAACAGCAUGUAGAUAAAGUGAUGUAGAAUAAUCUACUGACUUUAAAAAUGGAGGAUUUUUCAUUUCUUGAUUUUUCUUUUAUUUGUUUUAAACACUUGUAUAAGUGGCAUUGCACUUUUUUUUCCCCAAGCUUUGAUCUUGACAGGGUCAUUUUUUUUUUAAUGUUCACAUGUAUUGUUCAAUACAGAGAUUUUCUAAAGA